This is a messenger RNA of Corticium candelabrum, 1174 nucleotides long. RefSeq lists its product as uncharacterized. Bases 17 to 889 code for a protein of 290 amino acids. NCBI's taxonomy places the organism in Eukaryota, Metazoa, Porifera, Homoscleromorpha, Homosclerophorida, Plakinidae. The transcript has a single exon. The record is from RefSeq and is a predicted model, not a curated record.
GAUAGCAUUUUCGCUGAUGCAGGCUGGCAGUGAUGGGACAGAUAUUACUGAAAUGAUUCAAGUUCCAACUAAACUACAACAGAGGCUGACACGGCAACACGCUAAAGAAAAGACGUCAGCAAUGAUCGAGAAGGCCCCCUCCCAGCGAGAUGCUGCUAGGCUAAGAUCGAUUCAAGGCAAGGGCGCUGGAGCCUGGCUGAAUGCUAUGCCCACCUCAAAUAAGCUCGCACUAGUUUCCCGCGAUUUUCGUUUGGCGGCUUGCUUGAGAUUGGGGUUAGCCAUGCCCUUCGAUGGCUGUAUUCGUCAGUGUGACUGUGGUUCUUUUCUGGACAGUUGUGGAUACCAUCUCCUAACAUGUAAGUGGGGCGGUGGUCCAGUCUGGACCCAUGAGUGUAUUGCCAAUGUAUGGUCAGACUGUCUGCGCAGCUUACAAAUGCACCAUCACAGAGAGCCACGUCAUCGAUACAUUACAUCUGACAACCGCCCUGACAUAACAGUUUUCGAUGUUGGAUCAGGGUCCAACACAGAUUUAGACAUUUCGCUAGCACAUCCCUGGAGCAGUGAAGUAAUUUCAGCAUCAGCAUCUACGGAAGGUGCUGCAGCAUCCAGGAGAGAGCAGAAGAAAACGGAAAAAUAUAGCAGAGAACGACUUCUUGGUAAGGAAACAGUGACAGCAGUCCCACUAGUCUUGGAACAUUUUGGUCGAUGGGGACAACAAGCAGAAAUGUACCUACAGCAUUUGUCAAGUAGAUCAACGGAUGCCUAUGGAACAACAAAUGCCUCCUCAUUCAAGACACAUUGGAGGGAGCGCAUGUCCAUUCAGCUACAAAAAGCCAAUGCUCGAGUCAUCUACAGGAAAGUGGAGAGACUUUUAGAUGAUGCUAGUUAAUUUGUGUUUUUCCAAGGCCAUUUGGCCUUUACUUUUUUUUUUUUUUUAGUAAAGGAGCAAGCACGUGUGUAGUUAAUUGGACUGAUGAGGACAUUGUGUUGUAGAGGAUUUAGCCUCCAUCUGUACGUACUUUGUUCUAUUGAAUAAAAUACAAUAGACAGACAGACAAACAAACAGAGAAACAGACAGACAGAAAACGGACAAAACAAGCAGACAAACAACGGACAGACAAACAGACAAACAAACAGACAGAGAGACAAGGGACAGACAAACGGGUGGACAAAG